AUGAAAUCCCUCUCCCUCUCCUUAUCUCCAUCCUCUACUCUGUGUCCACCUUCUCCCCCGACUGGCAACCACCUCGUUGAUUGCGGCUCGCGCGCCGCCGUGACGCGGGACUUCGAUCGUCAAGACUUCACCGACAAUGACUCCCAAUUUCUCACCUCAACGGUGGACGAUAACGAUCAAGAGCUCGGAUCUAGCUCAGGAACCUUCUUCUCGCUCUACGCCACUGCUAGAGCCUUCGGUCGGCCCGCGCACUACGUUUUCCCGAUCAGAGACUUGUCGGAACACUCACCACCUAAUACGCCUCCAUUUUCACCCACUUGA
Molecule: messenger RNA, 321 nt
Organism: Striga asiatica
Lineage: Eukaryota; Viridiplantae; Streptophyta; Magnoliopsida; Lamiales; Orobanchaceae
Source: the annotation of a GenBank genome assembly